This is a messenger RNA of Aureobasidium subglaciale EXF-2481, 1149 nucleotides long. RefSeq lists its product as uncharacterized. Lineage: Eukaryota; Fungi; Ascomycota; Dothideomycetes; Dothideales; Saccotheciaceae. The transcript is spliced from 2 exons. The coding region runs from base 1 to 1149 and encodes 382 amino acids. The record is from RefSeq and is a predicted model, not a curated record.
AUGGCUCGUUACAAGACUUGCCACAACGCGCGCAAGGAGAAGAGAUGCUCAAGUUCGACCUUCAGUGACCGCUCAGGCUCAACGAUACCGCCAUCUCAUUCACCACCGCCACCACCGCCACCUCCCCUACCAACACCAUUCUUCAAGCGCGUCAACAACAUGGGGCCGAACGCGCAGUCAGACUCUGAUGAGGAAGAAAAGCAACUCGAGCUAUCCAUGGAAGAUCUCUGGUAUUUCAUGACCAUGAUCGACACUGGCGCCGCAGAGGACUUUUCCAAAACCACACACCUCAAGAUCAACAUUGACUCGUCGGACUUUGGCGAUUGGGAAGACGAUAGCUGGUGUCUGUUUCUUGCCACCUUCGCACCUCUGUCACAAAAAGUCACCCAUCUCGUCAUUCACAUCACAGGCAACACAAUCUUCACUCGCAACAACUGCAUCAAGCCCCAACUCCACACCUAUGAAGAAGUCAUUCCUCUCAAGGGCAAGGGCAAAGGCGUGGAACGUGAACUGGGUCUUCACUUCUCAGACCCUCCUCCCGACAUCUACGAACCAGACCCAUCCAUGCUACCAAAGUUCACUCGCUCAAGCAUGAAUUCCAGAGCCAAUUCCAAUUACAUUGCUCCACGCUCCCUUGACACACCCAUCAAAUCCAACAAAAACCACUUCAUCACCAAAAAAGUGCCUGCCUACAAGACAUCCGUGCACGUUUACGAGAAAGCCAUCAUACCAGCUUUGAUAAACAUGUUUGCAAACCGCUCUCCUCCUAUAUCGUUUAUAACAAUUCAAGGACCCAUCCACCUCUCCCUCCGCCGUCAUAUCAUCAGCUCUCUACAUUCUUCUCACCUCUCCAACCCCAUUCUCUUCACAGAAGCUGGUUACGCCACCGCAGACGCUGCUCGCAUUGCCGAAGUGGAAGCUUGGGAAGCUUCGUUUCCUGAACUCAGAAGUUUGAAGGAGGGAGUCCAGGAUCUAGAGGACUUUUCCCAGUGGGACAAGACGAGUAUGGAUGAAGUCAAUUUUCAUGGAUUGGGGGAGUGGGUUGUGCCAUCGGGUAAGGGCGGAAUGGGAACUUGGGGUUGGAAGGUUGCGGGUUCAAAGGUGUUCAGGGGGCCUAGUCUGGGCUGGUUGGGUAGGGAUGGUGUGUGA